This is a messenger RNA of Ziziphus jujuba (common jujube), 2655 nucleotides long. RefSeq names its product transketolase, chloroplastic. The coding region runs from base 112 to 2358 and encodes 748 amino acids. The transcript has 7 exons. Lineage: Eukaryota; Viridiplantae; Streptophyta; Magnoliopsida; Rosales; Rhamnaceae. Gene Ontology annotation, cellular component: cytosol. Gene Ontology annotation, molecular function: transketolase activity. Gene Ontology annotation, biological process: pentose-phosphate shunt. The record is from RefSeq and is a predicted model, not a curated record.
CUCUCACUCUCACAUUGAUAAAAUCAAAGCAAAACGCAGUCUCCGCACGGUCCCUGGCACUGCCACGCCCUCUCUCUCUCUUCUCUCUCUCUCCCCCUCUAAACAACAACAAUGGCUUCUUCUUCAUCUCUGACCUUAUCCCAAGCUCUCGUAGCCAGAGCCAUCUCUCACCAUGGAUGUAACCCAUCAUGGGACCGUGUCUCUCUAUCCACACUCACCAUCCCCACCUUCUCAGGCCUCAAAUCCUCUUCAUCCUCUCCCACUUCUUCAUCGUCCAAGCCUUCUAGGCUCCCGCGCCGCCGGGCGAAUUCGAGCCGACCCGUUCGAGCUGCCGCUGUUGAGACCCUCGACAAGACCACUGACACGUCAUUGGUCGAGAAGUCCAUAAACACGAUCCGAUUCCUGGCUAUAGAUGCCGUUGAGAAGGCGAAUUCGGGUCACCCGGGUCUGCCCAUGGGUUGUGCCCCGAUUGGUCAUAUUUUGUACGACGAGGUCAUGAAGUACAACCCAAAGAACCCCUACUGGUUCAACCGUGACCGCUUUGUACUGUCCGCUGGUCAUGGUUGUAUGCUCCAGUACGCUUUGCUUCACCUUGCUGGCUACGACAGCGUUCAGGAAGAGGACUUGAAGAAUUUCCGUCAGUGGGGAAGCAAGACGCCUGGACACCCUGAGAACUUUGAAACACCCGGCGUUGAAGUAACAACUGGUCCGCUUGGACAAGGUAUUGCAAAUGCUGUUGGUUUGGCCCUUGCUGAGAAGCACUUGGCUGCUCGUUACAAUAAACCUGACAAUGAGAUUGUUGACCAUUACACAUAUGCUAUAUUGGGUGAUGGUUGUCAAAUGGAGGGAAUUGCAAAUGAAGCUUGUUCCCUUGCCGGCCACUGGGGACUUGGAAAGCUGAUAGCUUUCUAUGAUGACAACCACAUUUCCAUUGAUGGCGACACAGAGAUUGCAUUCACUGAGAGUGUUGACACCCGUUUUGAGGGUCUUGGAUGGCAUGUUAUCUGGGUCAAGAAUGGAAACACUGGCUAUGAUGAUAUCCGUGCUGCCAUUAAAGAAGCAAAGGCUGUCAAAGACAAACCAACCUUGAUCAAGGUGACUACAACUAUUGGUUAUGGAUCUCCAAACAAGGCAAACUCGUACAGUGUACAUGGUAGUGCACUAGGUGCCAAGGAAGUGGAUGCUACAAGGAAGAACCUUGGAUGGCCUUACGAGCCUUUCCAUGUGCCUGAGGAUGUCAAAAAGCACUGGAGUCAUCAUGUCGCUGCAGGUGCUGCUUUUGAAGCUGAAUGGAAUGCCAAAUUUGCUGAAUAUGAGAAGAAGUACAAGGAGGAGGCGGCGGAGCUAAAGAGCAUCAUCAGUGGUGAGCUACCUGCUGGUUGGGAAAAAGCACUUCCGACAUAUACUCCGGAGAGCCCAGCUGAUGCCACUAGAAAUUUGUCUCAGCAAAAUCUAAAUGCUCUUGCACCAGUUCUCCCUGGUCUUCUUGGUGGCAGUGCAGAUCUUGCAUCCUCUAACAUGACUUUGUUGAAAAUGUUUGGAGACUUCCAAAAGGAUACCCCAGAGGAACGUAAUGUGAGAUUUGGUGUUAGGGAGCAUGGAAUGGGAGCCAUCUGCAAUGGAAUUGCCCUUCACAGCCCUGGCCUGAUUCCAUACUGUGCCACUUUCUUUGUUUUCACUGACUAUAUGAGAGCUGCCAUAAGGAUUUCUGCCUUGAGUGAAUCAAGAGUUAUCUAUGUUAUGACCCAUGAUUCCAUUGGGCUUGGUGAAGAUGGACCAACCCAUCAACCGAUAGAGCACUUGGCAAGUUUCCGGGCAAUGCCUAACAUUUUGAUGCUCCGGCCAGCUGAUGGGAAUGAGACUGCUGGAGCAUAUAAGGUUGCAAUCCUUAACAGGAAGAGACCAUCUAUUCUGGCCCUCUCUCGGCAAAAGCUAUCCCAGCUUGCUGGAACUUCCAUUGAAGGAGUUGAGAAGGGUGGUUACACUGUAUCAGACAACUCUUCAGGUAACAAGCCAGAUGUUAUUUUGAUUGGAACUGGUUCUGAGUUGGAAAUUGCCGCCAAAGCUGCUGAGGAACUCAGAAAGGAAGGGAAGGCUGUCAGAGUUGUUUCCUUUGUUUCUUGGGAACUCUUUGAUGAACAAUCUGAUGCCUACAAGGAAAGUGUUUUGCCAGAAGCUGUAACAGCUAGGGUUAGCAUCGAGGCUGGAUCAACUUUUGGGUGGGAGAAGAUUGUUGGAAGCAAAGGUAAGUCGAUUGGGAUUGACCGCUUCGGCGCAAGUGCACCGGCAGGAAAAAUAUACAAGGAGUUUGGUCUCACUGCAGAGGCUGUUGUUGCUGCAGCUAAACAAGUUUCCUAGACUUCGGUUAGUAAUUCUGGAAAUUGUUCUUUUAGCUAUUUGGGGUUUGGGUUGGAGAUCACAAUGAAGAGGCCAUAUCUUAAUGAGCUGUUUGAUAGCAGGAGUCUCUCUUUUAAGUUUUUUAAUAAAGGAAAAAAUAUUAAUUUUCUUUUGUUGCCUAUAAUUCUUCACUGGAGCAACAUAGAUCAAUAGAGGAAGUAGGGUGUAAGAAUGUUGGUGUAUUUUGUAACAACUCUCGGACAUAUCUUGAGUUUUUGUAUUGUUCUAUGGUUGAUUAAUGAGGUUCACUUUCCUCCA